AUGUUUUUCCAUAAAACAAUCAUCAUGUGAUAUUUCUGGAGUUCUGGUCUCUAAAAAACCUUUACAAUAGAACCCAUAAUUCAAAAUUGUCUAUCAAUGGCUGUUGCUUUAGUUUCCCCUCAAACAUUUGAGGCUUGUAAACAAGCUGCUGGAGUAGCUGGAAACAUAUUUGCUUUUGGGCUUUUCAUUUCGCCCAUACCUACCUUUCAAAGAAUAAUCAGAAACCGAUCAACAGAGCAGUUCUCUGGAAUGCCAUACAUAUAUGCCCUCAUGAACUGCUUGAUCUGUGCUUGGUAUGGCACCCCGUUCAUAUCUUCCGAUAAUAUCUUGGUUACAACAGUCAACUCUGCUGGUGCAGUUUUCCAAUUAACGUACAUAAUUAUCUAUAUCUCGUGUGCUGAGAAACGCAAAAAGUUCAACAUGUCUGCAUUACUACUGGCAGUGUUUGGCGUAUUUGCAGUCAUUGUUAUCGGGAGUUUGCUUGUAACAGACCUUGAAGUUCGACAUUUACUUAUCGGGUUUUUGAGUUGUGCUACCCUUAUAUCGAUGUUUGCUUCCCCCUUGUCAGUAAUGAAUCUAGUGAUCCAGACAAAGAGUGUCGAAUUCAUGCCAUUUUACCUCUCCCUCUCCACUUUUUUGAUGAGCACCGCGUUUAUGUUAUAUGGAAUAUUUAAUUUCGAUGCUUUCAUCUAUGUCCCAAAUGGUAUAGGAACCAUUUUGGGAAUUGCACAAUUGGUUUUGUACUUCUACUACCAUGAUAAGUCAAGACUAGAAAACAGAGAACCGUUAAUAGAGUCAAUUGCAUGAUCAAGUGCAAGCUUGUAUCUUGCCAGGUAAUCAAACACGCAUCAAUUCUUUGCCUGUGUGAACUUGGUUGGUUUCUGAGUUUGUUAUUCAAUUAUCAUCGAAGAACAACUGCAGAAUCAUCUGAUUGUGGCGCUUGUUGGAUAUAUCAUUGUCAACUUGUGAAUUUUGUCUCCCGAUUGUGUAAUUUUUUUGUAAAGCUGAGGUGCACGCCAUCUGUGUUCUAUAUUUGUUUUCAUUUUGUUGAUGAGAGGUUUGUCGUGUAUGUCAUAUUCUUGUUCUUCAAUAAAUUUCAUUAUUUAAAGUC
Molecule: messenger RNA, 1111 nt
Organism: Erigeron canadensis
Lineage: Eukaryota; Viridiplantae; Streptophyta; Magnoliopsida; Asterales; Asteraceae
Product: bidirectional sugar transporter SWEET2
Exons: 6
Coding region: 97-807 (236 amino acids)
Biological process (GO): carbohydrate transport
Cellular component (GO): membrane
Molecular function (GO): sugar transmembrane transporter activity
Source: RefSeq, a predicted model, not a curated record